Messenger RNA from Sus scrofa (pig), 2445 nucleotides. RefSeq names its product solute carrier family 22 member 7 (gene SLC22A7). Gene Ontology annotation, cellular component: membrane. Gene Ontology annotation, molecular function: transmembrane transporter activity. The record is from RefSeq and is a predicted model, not a curated record. Lineage: Eukaryota; Metazoa; Chordata; Mammalia; Artiodactyla; Suidae. Gene Ontology annotation, biological process: transmembrane transport.
GUCUCUCCACUCCCGCCUCCAGAGUCCAAGGGUCCAAGUGGUAGGCUGUUUGAGGUCUGCUGGGCACUACAAAGGGAGUCUGCACUGGAGAAGGUUGGUGGGUGGGCGACAUGGCAUUCGAGGAGCUGCUAGACAAGGUGGGCGGCUUUGGGCCCUUCCAGCUGUGGAACGUGGCACUGUUGGCCCUGCCCCGUGUGCUGCUGCCCAUGCACUUUCUCUUGCCCAUCUUCCUGACUGCCGUGCCGGCCCACCGCUGUGCCCUGCCUGGAGCCCCUGCCAACUUCAGUCACCAGGACGCAUGGCUGGAGGCCCACCUGCCCCGGGAGCCUGAUGGCAGGUUCAGCUCCUGCCUCCGCUUCACCCAUUCCCGGGCCCUCCCCAACACCACGUUGUGGGGACUCGGGCAGAGCCCUGGGGAGCAGCUGGAGGGUGAGCCCUCCACAGUGCCCUGCCCUCAGGGCUGGGAAUACGACCACUCGGAGUUCUCCUCCACCAUUGCAACUGAGGUUUGGGCGGCGCCGUCUGCUGCUGGUGGCCUAUGUGAGUGCCCUGGUGCUCGGCCUGGUGUCUGCAGCUUCAGUCAGCUACACCAUGUUCGCCAUCACCCGCACCCUCACUGGCACAGCCCUGGCUGGCUUCACCAUCAUCGUGAUGCCACUGGAGCUGGAGUGGCUGGAUGUGGGACACCGCACUGUGGCCGGUGUCCUGAGCAGCACCUUCUGGACAGGCGGCGUGAUGCUGUUGGCACUGGUCGGCUACUUGAUACGGGACUGGCGAUGGCUUCUGCUGGCUGUCACCCUGCCUUGUGCCCCAGGCAUUCUCAGCCUCUGGUGGGUGCCUGAGUCUGCACGCUGGCUUCUGACCCAGGGCCGUGUGGAGGACGCCCAUAGGUACCUGCUCCGCUGUGCCAGGCUCAAUGGGCGGCCCGUGGGCGAGGACGGCCUGAGCCGGGAGGCCCUGAGCAAAGUGGCUGCUGCCGAGCGAGUGGUCCGAAGACCCUCAUACGUAGACCUGUUCCGGACACCAAGGCUCCGACACAUCUCACUGUGCUGCAUGGUGGUGUGGUUUGGAGUGAACUUCUCCUAUUACGGCCUGAGCCUGGAUGUGUCGGGUCUGGGGCUGAACGUGUACCAGACGCAGCUGCUAUUUGGGGCAGUGGAGCUGCCCUCCAAACUGUUGGUCUAUCUGUCCGUGCGCCACGCGGGACGCCGGCUCACGCUGGCCGGAACGCUGCUGGGCACCUCCCUCUCCUUGGGCUUCAGGCUGCUGGUGUCCUCUGAGAUGAAAUCCUGGAGCACUGCCCUGGCGGUGUUGGGGAAGGGUUUUUCUGAAGCUGCCUUCACCACUGCCUACCUGUUCACAUCAGAGCUGUACCCUACUGUGCUCAGACAGACAGGGAUGGGGCUGACUGCACUGGUGGGCCGGUUGGGAGGCUCUUUGGCCCCACUGGCAGCCUUGCUGGAUGGAGUAUGGCUGUCACUGCCCAAGCUCGCUUAUGGGGGGAUCGCCUUGCUGGCUGCCUGCACUGCCCUCCUGCUACCAGAGACAAAGCAGGCACAGCUGCCAGAGACCAUCCAAGACGUGGAGAGGAAGAGUGCCCCAUCCAGCCUUCAGGAGGAAGAGAUGCCCAUGAAGCAGGUCCAGGACUGAGUGGUAUCAAGGGCAGGCCCUCCGCACAAGUUCUGCAGCAGGGGCUGAGAGAACAGAGGGCAGGCCCCGUGACCGGGGCUGGGGGCAUCAAGCCCCCUGUCCAGGGCUGGAGUUGCCCCCUCUCUGUGCUCAUCCAGCCUUGACUAUUUGGCCUCCAGCAGCAGAGCAACUUCCCAGAAUGCAGUGGGCUGCUAGAGAAUUCUGGCACCCCUCUCAUGACUGGGGGAUUCUGUAAAUAAAGGCGCCCCUGGGGUUGGGGCAACAGUGAGGAGCUGUGGGAUGAGCCCAGGAUGGGAAGCCACUGAAUCUGGCCCUGGGUUCUAGUCCCAGUUUUGCCACUGAUUUCUGGGUGACCUUGGGCAUAUGGUUUUCUCUCUCUGGGUCUGGUCAUCUCUCAAAUAGAAAAGUGAAACCUCCUCGUAGACCUCACCACAGGAUUUAUCUGCUGUCAUGCUCAAAUGAAAUGUCGAAGAAGGUGCUUCCUCUAGAGAUGGUGCUAAACAAAGGGCUGUCCUGUAAUGACUUCUGAUACCCACAGGGCUGGUGGGCAUGCUGUCCACUGUGUGGUGCUGGGGGCUGCACAAUGCCAGAGCCAGGGGACCAGGAUAACACGGCUCUUUGUUCCAAUAGCUGGUUCUGCUACCUCCCAGGCACUCUGCAGCGCAAUGCAGCCCCCCGCCCCUACACUCCCCAUCCUCCAACCCACUGUCUAGGCCUCAUGCCUAAAGAAGAGUUGAAGGCAUGGGAGCCACCAUUUUAUUGGAGAAGCCCAAAUAAACACAAGUUUUAUGAGUA